Molecule: messenger RNA, 1986 nt
Organism: Ruditapes philippinarum (Manila clam)
Lineage: Eukaryota; Metazoa; Mollusca; Bivalvia; Venerida; Veneridae
Product: carbohydrate sulfotransferase 10-like
Exons: 2
Coding region: 306-1601 (431 amino acids)
Biological process (GO): carbohydrate biosynthetic process
Cellular component (GO): membrane
Molecular function (GO): sulfotransferase activity
Source: RefSeq, a predicted model, not a curated record
UUUUAUUGCAGAGUGGUAGUGACAAGUAUAUCAAACUAACGUACUAGUAAUUUGUAUAUAAAGUAAAUCAUUUUCACCGAGGGACUAACUGAUUUUAAUCACAGAUAUCAUGCAUGAAUAGGGCAGUAUAGACGCAUAACAUUUUAAAUGGGAAAUACGAUAUGUGGUUUAAAAAAAAAGAGAAAAAAAAACGUGUAGAAUUUGACCCUUUGUUAUAACGUGUUUGUAUUUUAUCGUAUGUUUUAAAACUAUACACAUUUGUAUAUUAUAAAAAAGACUGAUUUAUUCGGAUAAAGGUUUAUAUUAUGAAGUAUCGAAGAUAUCUUGUGUAUGGACUGUUUUUGCUGUGUUUCACGAAGAUAUUUUAUGUAUUACUUGAUGGUAUAGUAAGAGGGGACGAGGUUCAUAGUGUUCAACGGUCAUUAUUUCUCCUUGAACAUAAAUAUGAUAUUGUCAACACCAGUCCAAAUGACGAACCAACCGGUAUUUCAAAGAGACCAGAAAGGAUAAGAAAUUAUUGUAAAACACUGGAUGUUGAUACAAUUAACAACUCUAUCACACCAUCCGUAUUAAGCGUGUAUCACUAUCACAACAGAUCAAAUAUAUGCACGUGUCAUGUUCCAAAAGCUGCCAGUACGUCUAUUAUCAGGUCACUCCUUCUGUUAGAAUACCCAGAAAAAGCUGACGUAUUUAGUGCAUUACCCGGACACCGGUUACAUUUACUGAAAGAAGUCCGGAACAUGUCGGCUGACGCGUGCAUCCAGAAUUCUAUGACGUCAUUUUUUGUUACAAGGGACCCAUAUACCCGUUUGUACUCCGCUUAUAUUGACAAAAUCUACCUUAGAAAAUUCCAUAAAACAGCGGUAUAUAUAGAUGCCGCACUCAACAAAAAGAUGCCCAAAGAAAUACUAAAAGAAUUGAGGCACAACACAGGGAAAAGUUUUAGAAAAUGGUACUGUAAAAUGACCGAUAUAAGUUUUGAGCAAUUCCUUAAAUUCGUGACGUCUUCACAAGUUCUUGACACCCAUUUUGCCCCAAUAUCACUGCUCUGCGAUCCUUGUAAGCAACGCUAUGACGUCAUACUUAAACAAGAAAAUCUCAAAGAUGAUUUAGACUAUCUAUUCGGAAAAAUAUAUCAUGAAAACUAUACGGGUAAAGAAGUUCAUACCGUACAGGACUAUACGGGACAAUCCGGGAUAGAAAGUCAAAUACUUACAUAUUAUACACACUGGAAACAAUGGGUGUCGAAACACGACUGCUUUCUGGACAGGGAAUUAUAUGAUUCCAUAAACCAUCGUUUAUGGAACGGUUUAAAACUUCUCGGAAGUAUUGACAGAAAUUUAGAAUUUAUUGAUGAGCUUUUUCGAGGCCCCAUUGGUGAUAAACUUAAAAUCAGAACACCAGACAGCAUAUUCUAUGAAUUCAAAAUGAACAAUGUGCCAUAUCUGAACACGGAACAACGUGAAAAACAAAGAAAGGAGUUUCUAUUGAAAGCCUACCGAGAUGUGGAUAAAACAGUGUUAGAAAGAGUACAAAAGUUAUUUCAGUUAGAUUUUGCCUUAUUUGACUACGAUCCCAAUCCUCCCGGAUGGCAUUUAUAAAGGUUCAACCUUCCGGAAUAUUUCGGAUAUUUCUUUAAAAAAUGAAUUAUUUAUUUUAUUUCAAACGAUUCCCUCAGGCAGCCUGUUGACAUCAUGAGGUUACUAUACACUGUUGAAUCUAUGACGUUUCUGACACAAUUAUAUUGGGCGAGGUACUUGCCGAGUCCAAUAUAGGUUUUUGUAACUGUGAACGAAUCCAGUAGAACCAGUAUUGUACUCAUCAAUGUAUAAUGAUCGAUAUCUUUUUUCACACCGCCAAAUUUUCACAUUUUUAAAGAACUUUGUUACUUCGAGUAAAAUAAGGAUUUGAUAUGAAAUUUUGGACUCUUAAAAUGAGAGCGAGGCUAGACAGAGUGCAUCAGUUAUUUGAUAUUGAUGUUUUGAA